UGCAUGAGGAACCGUGUCUUUCUUUUACCUAUGCUUGUCAAUAUGUCAAAAAUCAUGAUAAUUUCCUAGUCAUAUGAACUGUAUGUGAAUCGUCGUCCUGUCGGAAUCCUAUUUAUUAUAUGAUAACUAUUGCAUGUAUUUUAACUCCGCCUACUUUUUCUGGUGCAAUCGUUGAAACACACGGUUAAUAAUCUAAAUAAUAAUGAAUUCUCAUCCGGAUUUUCGGCGUCCCGAUAGAAUAAAUCGGUAUAAGCCACCAACGACAAAUGGACAAGGUGAAACAAAUGAGGAUUUAACACCAGAUUAUAUGAACAUAUUGGGUAUGAUAUUCUCCAUGUGCGGUUUAAUGAUGCGUUUAAAAUGGUCUGCAUGGUUGGCUCUAUACUGCUCUUGUAUAUCCUUUGCUAACUCUCGGGUUAGUGAUGAUGCCAAACAAAUUUUGAGUUCGUUUAUGUUAAGUGUUAGUGCAGUAGUCAUGUCAUAUUUACAAAAUCCUACUCCGAUGUCACCUCCUUGGGCACAAACGUAAUUACAAAUAAAUGCACUAUAAGUGGUUUUAUAAUAUU
Ctenocephalides felis (cat flea) is the source of this 566-nucleotide messenger RNA. Its product is annotated as protein Asterix-like. The transcript is spliced from 2 exons. The record is from RefSeq and is a predicted model, not a curated record. Gene Ontology annotation, biological process: protein insertion into ER membrane. The coding region runs from base 203 to 529 and encodes 108 amino acids. Lineage: Eukaryota; Metazoa; Arthropoda; Insecta; Siphonaptera; Pulicidae. Gene Ontology annotation, molecular function: protein folding chaperone. Gene Ontology annotation, cellular component: endoplasmic reticulum membrane.